Babesia sp. Xinjiang is the source of this 528-nucleotide messenger RNA. RefSeq lists its product as uncharacterized. Lineage: Eukaryota; Apicomplexa; Aconoidasida; Piroplasmida; Babesiidae. Gene Ontology annotation, biological process: mitochondrial translation. Gene Ontology annotation, molecular function: structural constituent of ribosome; rRNA binding. The record is from RefSeq and is a predicted model, not a curated record. The coding region runs from base 1 to 528 and encodes 175 amino acids. The transcript has a single exon. Gene Ontology annotation, cellular component: mitochondrial large ribosomal subunit; ribosome.
AUGCCACCUUUCUUUUAUAAAGCACCACUUGCAAUCCCUCGCAAGGUACCUAAGGGUCGCAUUAUUCCGUUAUGUUCGCCAGACAUAAGGAUCGGAAAGUGUCUCAUUACAUUAACGCCUAAAAGAAUCAAAGCGGAAUCCUUGGAUAAACUGCGUUUUUCGCUGAAGCGUAUUUUGAGCAAACAGAAGGAGAGAAAUGUGGAUGUACACGCUACCUACGCCGUAACAAAAAAUCCAGAAGGCGUCAAAAUGGGCCAAGGCAAAGGAAGGAUACACCAUUACGUUGCACGAGUCCCAGCAGGAUAUCCCGUUGUUCACCUUCCGCAGCUUAAGCCAUUGAAUGGAAGUAAACAUCCCUUGUUUUGGGGAUUUGCAAGAGCGGUUGGGAACCUACCGUUACGUUGCCGUUUCAGAUCUCAACAAAAUGAAUUUGAGAUUGAUAAACUGUUUGUAAAAACAAAACAAAGAUUGGGUGACGAUGUUCAUAAUCAGCGAAAACUGCUGAAGAGUAGAUUCCAACAUUGUUAA